AUGAGCGCGACGAUGUGGGAACGCCUCGUGGCGGACGAGGUGCGGCUGCUGGAUUCACAUGGAAAAGACGCCGAAGGUCCGACCUCUCCGGAGGAAGCUGCCGCAGACCCCUCAGGCGCAAAGCAAAGUGCGGCUCCUUCAGCUGCCGAGGACAAGACGGGUGCCGACGGAAAGGGUUUCCGAGCGAUCCUGGACCUGGAGUGCCUGAAGCAGCCGUUCCUCGGCAUCCGCCACUACCCGGCUGGGGGAUAUGAGUUUCGAAAUGGUCACUCCACGAAGUUUCCCAGCAUCCCUGUAGAAGAGGGCGAGACCGACAUCGAAGCAGCGUACCGAGUGGCCUCAGAGCGGCGCACUGCUGGCCGUGAGGCCUUCGGGGAUGGGACCAGCGUGGUCUCUGCCCAGGCAGCUGUGGACUAUUGGGGCCAGGGAAUUCUGGCCCUCCACCGCCUCCGGAAUCUAAACAAGAGGGCUUGUGCUGAGGGCGCUUCAACCCCGUUGGAGUCUCCGUCGGCGGAGGAUGUCAACGAGUUAGACCUGGUGCUGAGGCUAAACAUCGCCCAAGCACUGCUGAAACUCAAGCAGUAUGAAUGUGCCGUGAGUCACUGUGAUGCUGCCUUGGAGAUCAAUCCCCGCAACGUCAAAGCCCUCUGGCGGAAAGCUAAAGCUGUGUGGGGUCUCCGCUGCCCUGGCGAGGCUUUGCAGGCGCUUGAGGACUUCCUCAGUGUGGACCCCGGGAAUCCGGCCGCCCGGGCCAUGCUCAAAGAGAUUGAGACCGAAGAGCAAAAGCGGAAGGCAAAGCGUGUGGGUCCUGGAGCUGCGCUCCGAACUGCCCCACGACCUUCCCAAGCUCCAGCUGCAAACGAUGCCGCUGAAGCUACGGGCGCCUCUAGAGCCGCAGAGCCGAGUGAGACGGCGAAGGCACCGAUGUGGAGUAUUGCCCACGGCUGUGGAUCGAAGGCUGCACGCAAGGCUCAGAAGGCCCGCCGCCGCCCUCAGAAGCGGCGCGUAAGUCGGGGCUCCACGCCCUCCUCCCCCGAGACCAGGGCAGGAAGCCCACGCACACGUGGCAUCAAGCGAGACCUCGAGCAGUCUGGGAACGGGCUUCGAAUCGCGGAGAAUGGCCAUUUCUCUACAAAAGGAGCAGUCAAAGCAGCUGUACCCGCGACGAUCCUGCCCAUCAAGCCAAUCUCGGCGCACCUGGCCAACAUAAAGGCUGUACUUAUCAACCUGGACAGAAGGCCAGACCGCCUGGCAGAAUGCUCGAAGCGGUUGGAAACGCAUUGCCCUUGGUUGCAGUACAACCGCAUGCGGGCCAGCGACGGCAAAAUCGACACAAUUACCUCAGAGGAAGUCUCCAACUCGUGGCACACUGGCCGCAACGUCGUCUAUCAGAAGAUCCGGUCCCGAAGAAAAGGUUGGGAUGAUCUGCACACAUACGUGAUUCGGGAGCUCCCGAUGAGUGCCGGUGAAAGAGGCUGCGCCUCCUCGCACAUUCGGGCAUGGCGACACUGCAUCGAUAUUUGCAGUCCAUCACAGCCCCUGCUUGUGUUCGAAGAUGAUGCAGUUCCCACCCAGGAAUUCACCGAGGGCCUGUCGCGAGCUCUCGCUUCCCUGCCAAGCGACGCAGACGUGCUGUACCUGGGCUACUCGCAGGCAGCCGAGUGGCGGCGGCACGUCUCUCCAGAGCUGGUGGAGGCGGAGUACGUGUGGACCACUGUGGCGUACAUGGUUUGGCCGGAAGGAGCUCGCAAACUACUGUCCAAGCUCCCGGUGAACCAGCCCGUGGACAACUUCAUGGCGACCCUUUGCGCCGACGGAGACAUCAAGGCCUACUGCAUGCGGCCAAAGAUCGUGCACCAGGCAGACGGCUGGAACGUGGUGCGCCCAGCCAACAUCGCGGCCCGAGCAGUAACAUCAAGUCGGGGAUAA
This is a messenger RNA of Symbiodinium sp. CCMP2456, 1929 nucleotides long. The record is from the annotation of a GenBank genome assembly. Lineage: Eukaryota; Dinophyceae; Suessiales; Symbiodiniaceae.